CAUUCACUCUUCUAACGUGCCAUAGAGUCCAUUGAUUCAAAACUUUGUCGUUUUAAAAAAUCUUAUUCCCACUGUGUAAUGUAUCUUUUCAAGUGAGACAAACGAAAACAACGCACAUUAAAGCUGCAACAUCAGUAUAGCGGUUUGCCGUUCACGGCGCCGAUAUUAUUAACUAAAGAAAAGAGCUUUCGCCGAUUCAAAACAAUGGGGUGCGUUUUCUGUAAGAAGUCCGCUGGAGGAAAACAUAAUCCCGAUGAAGCUCCUCCCGGAAACCUCCGCCGUGAAACCAAGACGGAUCAUUUACCUUCUUCUUCCUCCACCGCCGUAUCUGUACCGGAGGUCAUUGAAACCGGAGAGAGCAAGAAGGAUUUAGGUUUGACUCAGAUUCAAAUGGCGAGAACGUGGCACACCGGUGAUUUCUCCGCCGGCUCUUCUCGCCGGCCGUUGGGGAUGAGUCUCCGUGCGCCGGAAGGAUGGCCGCCGUGGCUGAUUGCUGCUUGCGGCGAAUCGAUCAAAGACUUGACUCCACGGCGAGCCACCACAUACGAGAAGCUGGAGAAGAUUGGGCAAGGAACUUACAGCAAUGUGUAUAAGGCUAAGGAUUUAUUGACUGGAAAAAUUGUAGCCUUGAAGAAAGUUCGAUUCGAUAAUUUGGAAGCAGAGAGUGUUAAGUUCAUGGCUAGAGAGAUUCUUGUGCUGCGACGGCUGAGUCAUCCUAAUGUGAUAAAGCUUGAAGGGUUAGUUGCUUCGAGGGUUUCGUGUAGUCUCUACCUUGUUUUUGAGUAUAUGGAGCAUGAUCUCACCGGCCUUGCUGCAGCUCAAGGUGUCAAGUUUGAUCUUUCCCAGGUGAAAUGUUUUAUGAAGCAGCUACUCUCUGGGCUAGAGCAUUGCCAUAGCCGAGGAGUCUUACAUCGAGAUAUCAAAGGUUCAAAUUUGCUGAUAGAUAAGCAUGGAAUACUGAAGAUUGCUGAUUUCGGGUUGGCUACGUUUUAUGAUCCAAAGCAAAAGCAAACGAUGACUAGUCGUGUUGUCACGCUCUGGUACCGCCCUCCUGAGCUUCUUCUUGGAGCUACCAACUAUGGAACUGGCGUUGAUCUUUGGAGUGCCGGUUGUAUCAUGGCUGAGUUACUUACGGGCAAGUCUGUUAUGCCAGGAAGAACCGAGGUAGAACAACUUCAUAAGAUAUUUAAAUUAUGUGGCUCGCCUUCAGAAUUGUACUGGAAGAAGUACAAAUUGCCAAACGCAACCCUUUUUAAGCCCCAACAUCCGUACAAACGUUGUGUGGCUGAAGCAUUCAACGGCUUCGAUCCAUCCACUGUGCAUCUAGUCGAGACACUUCUUGCCAUAGAUCCUGGUGAUCGAGGAACUUCUACCUCAGCCUUGAGUAGUGAAUUCUUUACGAGUGAACCUUUAGCGUGUGAUCCAUCAAGUCUACCAAAGUAUCCACCUUCUAAAGAACUGAAUAUAAAGCUAAGGGACUACGAGUCUAGAAGGCAAAAAGGUCUUCCUGGAAAAACUAGUGGUGUGGAAGGAGCCAGAAGAAUAAGAUAUCGUGGGGAUCGCACCGGGAGAGCCUUUCCAGCUCCAGAAGCUAAUGCCGAGAUUCAAGCAAACUUGGAUAGAUGGAAAGUGGUACCACAAACACAUGGAAAGAGCAAGAGCGAGAAGUUCCCGCCUCCUCACCAGGACGGUGCAGUUGGACACCCAGUGGAAGAUCAGUCAAAGAAAAGCUCAGCAUUUGGUGCAAAGACUGAGGCUUCUUUCGGGUCAUCAAGAUCGUUGAAGGCUGGGGAAGAGACAUCAAUGAGAAAGAUUUCAAACAAAGAAGGAACUCGGGGGUCAUCUUCAAGAAAGUACAUAUGGGGGCUUAAACCUCCUCCAGCGCUUGGGCUAUCUAUGGACUUACUUUUCAGGAGCAGAUCAGAAGUUUUGGGAACUGGAGAUAGGAUAGGUAAACGGAAACAAGUUGAAAGUUACAUUAGUGCAUCAAGAAUAAGAGGUAAGGAGAGGGGUUAGUUGAAGAAAAUCCUAUUAUUUGUAGCAGCAUAGAAAGAGCGAGAUACUGCACAAAUGGAAAUGUGGUUUGACUCUCAUGUUAAAACACAGUUCAUGUACUUUUUAAAUUGUAUAGCUUGAUUAAAUGGGGUUAAUGUGGUUUCAAACACUAAGGUGUUCAAAACAUUUUGACUUCUGCUUUUGGAUUUGUU
Messenger RNA from Eruca vesicaria subsp. sativa (arugula), 2207 nucleotides. The record is from the annotation of a GenBank genome assembly. NCBI's taxonomy places the organism in Eukaryota, Viridiplantae, Streptophyta, Magnoliopsida, Brassicales, Brassicaceae.